UCAUCGUCAAAAAUUCAAUAGAAUCGCUAGCCUCAGACCAUGACAUGCAACCAGAAUUAUAAUUCAUCAAGCUGGUUUGUCCCAGACUCAACCCGGCCUGACUUCAACAGCAGCUAUACUCUAGGUUCGUGGGCCGACUUAUCAUGGUGGGGGAACAUACCCUACUCGUCGAAACAGAGUGAGCUCUGGAGGCUUUUACUGGCCUGGUUUAGCGAUACGGACGCAGACAGCGCAUUUUCCCAGGGCCAUACCUUUGAAAUAACAAGCACUCAAGGAUGGGUGUUCGUGUAUGGCACCACCAGGAAUCCGAGCUGGAGGAUUCAUCCAAAUGGAACAAACACAAAUGGAGAUUCAUGCGGCAACACUGAGCUGGGGAUGGCGUGGGAAAUAUCCAGGGACAUCGAUAUAUCAUCAAACCAGAAGUUCAAGAUCUUUGCGAUGAAUUUGACAAAUCCCGAAGAUAUCGCGACCGUAACGAGUCCAGGCUUUUCGUUAUUACCGUCGUCCGCUUCGUCGACUACGAGUAGUAUACCCGCUACUACGAGCAGCAGCAGCAGCACAUCACAAAUGUCGUCUACUCUUACCACAACGCUCAUCACCUCCCUAUUUACGAGCUCGGCGCCGCUAAGGACAACCCCAACUAGUCUCUCAAGAGGUGCAAAAGCUGGAAUAGGGUUUAGUUGUUCUCUCCUUGCCUCUCUCAUUCUUCUCGGAAUCGUCUUCUUUAUGAGAUGGCAAUGGAAGCAGAAAGCACACAAAGGGGCACCAAGCGCGUUCGAGAGAGCUGAUAUAGAUGGAACCGCUGCAGACAAGCAGAUACCCGAAGCUGGUGGCUGGGAGAUACAUGAGAUGGAUGAGCAGCGUAUAGUUCGCGAGAUGGAGUAG
This is a messenger RNA of Lindgomyces ingoldianus, 885 nucleotides long. RefSeq lists its product as uncharacterized. NCBI's taxonomy places the organism in Eukaryota, Fungi, Ascomycota, Dothideomycetes, Pleosporales, Lindgomycetaceae. The transcript has 2 exons. The coding region runs from base 40 to 885 and encodes 281 amino acids. The record is from RefSeq and is a predicted model, not a curated record.